AUGGCGCCACGGACUAGGAGAUCCGCCGGUGUCGCUGAGGCUCUGGCUGCCGCAAAGGCUGCUCAAGAAAUCGAAGCUGAGGAGAAGCUUCAGACUGCGCAGGUCUCUGCUGAUCCUCCUAAGCGUGGUCGAGGCAGACCACGCAAGAGUCAGCCCUCAAUCCCCAUAGUUGUUGGUAGUGACUCUGCUUCUUCAGCUCCCACCCCGCUUGCCAGUACUUCGGAUGGUGAAUACUCUACUCCAGCCACUAGCAAUGCUGUUACGCCCGCACCUACCACCAAAGACGUUCCCGAUAUCCGUGCGCCUCUCCCCAAAUCUUCCAGCCUUCCCCGUCGAGGUCGCCUUACUCUUGAGUUUCCUGACGAGGAAACGGACGAAGAUGAUGACAAAACCAUAGCGAAGAAGAGUGCCCAAGCGUCCAGAUUAUCCAUCGUUAGCCGACCCAAGCGACAACGUCGCUCAAACGUCUCAUACCACGAGGACUCUGACGAGUAUAAUGAUCUUUAUGGAGAUGAUCAGUCCGCCAGUGCCAACCUUGCUCGCCAAUUACAGCGUGAGGAGGACCAGAAGGCCUCUAGAACAGGUCUUAGCAUCCCCAUUAAACGCAGUGUUCAUGCGUCUUCAUUCGCCAGCGACUCCGAAGACGAUCCCGUUAUUCUACGGUCAAGUAAAAGGUCAAAAGCAUCUGCUACUGAGCCUUCCAGUAGAACAAGUGCUUCUACAGUCGCAUUGGUCGAAAGCGAGGAUGAGGUUUCUGCUGCUGAAGUACCUGAUAGUUUGUCGGAUGAUGAGAGCUACAGUGAUCUAUCAGAAGCACCUGGAUUUGACACUGGUAACGACAAUGAGGAUGAGGAGGCAGAGCAAGCAGCCUCUAGAGCAGCCUCUAGAGUAGCCCCCAGUAGGCGUCGAGCCUCCGCCGCUGAGAGAAUACGGUCAUCUUAUAUGAAUACUCAUUACCCCCAUCUUAACAAAAGAGCCAGGAAUGAGAGACUGAAACUCGAGAAGAAUCAUCCAGUCCUUCAAACGAUGUGGACUGAUCUCGAGAACAUGCCAGAUUUGAACGCCGGUACAGCCGCACAACCUACCACAAUUUCUCUUCAGCUCAAGCCUUUCCAGCUUCAAGGCUUAGCAUGGAUGAAGGCAAUGGAGCAGACCCCGUGGCGUGGCGGUCUGCUUGGAGAUGAGAUGGGCCUCGGUAAGACGAUUCAGGCCGUGUCCCUUAUUAUGUCUGACUAUCCGGCCGCUGCCCCAACGCUGGUUCUUCUUCCACCUGUUGCUUUAGGACAGUGGCAAGAUGAGAUUGCCGCCUAUACUGGGGGUCUACUAAAGACGAUCGUCUUUCAUGGAACUAAUGCUAAAGCCAAGAACAUGUCGGCUAAAGACUUGAAGAAGUUUGAUGUCAUUAUCAUGUCCUACAACAGCCUUGAAUCCCUGUAUCGCAGACAAGAGAAAGGUAUCGUACGUAAAGAAGGGCUGUAUAGGGAGAAGAGUCCUAUACAUCAGAUUAAGUUCCAUCGUGUGAUUCUUGACGAAGCACAUUGCAUCAAGACACGUACUACGAUGACAGCUAGAGCCUGUUUCGCACUGAAAGUGUCAUACCGCUGGUGUCUGACCGGAACACCGCUGCAAAACCGCAUCGGAGAGUUCUUCUCCUUGAUCAGGUUCCUCGAGAUUGCGCCAUAUGCCUCUUACUUCUGCAAAGAAUGUAAAUGCUCAGCACUCGAGUGGUCUAUGGGUGAAGAUAGCAAGUGCACACACUGCAACCAUAACUCCAUGUCACAUGUCUCUGUCUUCAACCAAGAACUCUUGAACCCAAUUCAGAGAUAUGGCAACAACGGACCGGGUCGGGAAGCUUUUAAAAAGCUUCGCCUUCUAACUAAUCGUGUUAUGUUGCGCCGUCUCAAGAAGGAUCACACCAACGUCAUGGAGCUGCCUGUCAAGGAGAUCUAUGUCGAUCGGCAGUUUUUUGGCGAAGAGGAGAACGACUUCGCCGGGAGUAUCAUGUCUAACACUGAGCGGCAAUUCAAUACCUAUGUGGCUCAAGGUGUUCUUCUGAACAACUAUGCCAAUAUCUUCGGAUUGAUCAUGCAGAUGCGCCAAGUGGCCGACCACCCUGAUCUUAUCCUCAAAAAGUCUGAAGAAGGUGGACAGAAUAUUUUGGUGUGCUGCAUUUGCGACGAACCUGCCGAGGAAGCGAUUCGGUCCAAAUGUAAGCAUGACUUCUGUCGCCAAUGUGCAACUAGCUAUCUCGCGUCGCAAGAUGAGCCUGACUGCCCGCGAUGCCAUAUCCCGCUCUCCAUUGACCUGGAGCAGCCUAGCAUUGAGCAGGAUGAGCUGCUGCUCAAGAAAUCAUCCAUCAUCAACCGUAUCAAGAUGGAAAAUUGGACAUCAUCGUCCAAGAUCGAGUUGCUGGUUCACGAACUUCACAGACUGAGAUCCGACAAUGCAUCUCACAAGUCCAUCAUCUUCUCGCAGUUCACCACGAUGCUCCAGCUUAUCGAAUGGCGUCUCCGGCGAGCCGGAAUCACGACGGUCAUGUUGGAUGGCAGCAUGACACCAGCGCAGCGUCAAGCGUCUAUUAAACACUUUAUGGAAAAGCCCGAGGUGGAAUGCUUCCUCGUCUCUCUGAAGGCAGGUGGCGUCGCGUUGAACCUGACCGAGGCCUCACAGGUGUUUAUUGUUGACCCGUGGUGGAAUCCAGCUGCCGAAUGGCAAUCUGCUGAUCGAUGUCAUCGUAUUGGUCAGACUCGCCCGUGCACAAUUACACGUCUUUGCAUUGAAGACUCAGUGGAGAGUAGAAUGGUUCUUCUGCAAGAGAAGAAAACUCACAUGAUCCAUUCGACUAUCAACUCCGAUGAUGCAGCUAUGGAAUCCCUUACUGCUGCCGACCUGUCGUUCCUUUUCCGAGGAACGUAGUAAGGUUUGGUCACCUCAUCGCUGUCUGCAUCGUCGUUAGCGGUGUCGGAAGGAGUGAUCAGAAAUGUCCUGAAUUGUCAGGAGAUAUAUCGAUAUUUUCUCGGCGUGAAUUAAUUUUUUUGAUGGAAGAAUGAGAGAGAAAAAAAAAGGUCUAUUUGGUUGAGCAUAGGUGUUAUUAGACUGGAUUGUGCGUCAACGCUAUGGCAGGUAAAGAGGCGUUACACGAGUGGGAAUCUUCACAUCUUUCUGCAUUCUUUCCUCAUGAAUGACGAGGUUUCUGCCUAGCUUGAGAUGGCGAGCCUCUAUCUACGCUUGUCUUUUGCCUAUAAUCUUGCUAGAGAACGGCAGGCAUUCAAGAUGACCAGGUAGUGUGUGGGAUUACAGGACCACCAAAACUAUGCGACAAGAGGGCAUUGUAUUUUAGUUACCCACGCAGACCAAUGGCGCGGGAAGUGUAACGAAUACAGAUGAUUGAUAUCAGAAGCAACUAUCACUAAUAUUGCUGAGGUGCACAGG
Messenger RNA from Xylaria bambusicola, 3432 nucleotides. RefSeq lists its product as uncharacterized. Bases 1 to 2916 code for a protein of 971 amino acids. The transcript is spliced from 4 exons. Gene Ontology annotation, molecular function: ATP-dependent chromatin remodeler activity; ATP binding; metal ion binding. The record is from RefSeq and is a predicted model, not a curated record. Lineage: Eukaryota; Fungi; Ascomycota; Sordariomycetes; Xylariales; Xylariaceae.